Parascedosporium putredinis is the source of this 747-nucleotide messenger RNA. NCBI's taxonomy places the organism in Eukaryota, Fungi, Ascomycota, Sordariomycetes, Microascales, Microascaceae. The record is from the annotation of a GenBank genome assembly.
AUGUCGGUCAGGAGACCGUUUACCCUUGAGCAUGCAGGGAACUUUGAUGGCAUCGGUAUUUUAUGUGGUACGACUCGUGGCGAGGACCAGGAAAGCCGCCUUGAACAAUCCGUGACGCUGGUCUGUCGAACGGUGGUGGAACGAGUUGAGUCCGAUCCCGGAAGGAACGGGAGUGUUCAGUGUUUCCCCCUGGCGAAGACGCCGUCCAUGACGCAGAAGCUCAUGUCACGCGAUUGCCUCCCACCCCCGCUUUGUACCCCGUACCAAUCCCGCCACAGCCGCCCGGCGAAGUGUCUCGGUAUCGGUACGGUAUCAAGUUCCAUCAUGGGCAAAUUCAGGGCAGCUAAGAAGGCCGAUGUCAAGAACAUCAACGACCUCGAAAAGGAUGGCGUCGAGCUCAAGAUCAAUGCCGACACCCAGAAGACUGGCUGGAAGAUCAACAGUUCAACAUCCACGGUAGAAGACCCUGCCGUACUCAAAGAUUACCUCACCACUCCUCCUGUCAAGAAGAUUGACCUCCGGUUCCCCCUUGGAAUCGUAGUAACUGCCCGUAAUCUUAAGGGUGUUACGAUCAAGGACGCGUUAGACGCCAUUCACAAGGCUUACAAGAAGAGGACUGACGACGAGUUGGACCUGCCCUACCUCGCUGGUUUCGAGUGGGACAAGGAAGAGUCGUGGACUGAGCUUGUUGUGCACCUCGCCAAGAACUCUAGCGCGCCCAUGGAGAAGAAGAAGAAGAACAAAUAA